Molecule: messenger RNA, 828 nt
Organism: Lachancea thermotolerans CBS 6340
Lineage: Eukaryota; Fungi; Ascomycota; Saccharomycetes; Saccharomycetales; Saccharomycetaceae
Gene: RMI1
Product: Rmi1p
Exons: 1
Coding region: 1-828 (275 amino acids)
Source: RefSeq, a predicted model, not a curated record
AUGUUUUUGCAAGAAGGUGAAUGUUUGUUUUCAGAAACAUCAUCGCAUAUCACUUUACAGGCUAAAACCAUUUCGCAAGGUUCGAGAGAAAAACAUCACUGGCGUUUCCGUUUCUGCUCGGCUAUGUCUAACAACCUUCUUAUAGCGGACAUAACGCAGCCUGUAAAUAUCAGCCCCUCGAACUCGAGCACAAAUGAGCGCGUAAAACUCAUGACCGACGCGUACAACAACCCAGUGUGGUCUGACCGCGACAUUGGCGAUCAAAAGAUGGUGAAAGUCCAAGAACCUUUGCUGUUCCAAGUGUGCAUGGUCGAAAAUAUUUGGAGGUCCAAACUGAGCCAGCUUGACGAUCUGAAAGUCCGCAUAGAUCCCAGAAACCAACGUAUAGAUCGUCUGAGCACAUCCAAGAAAGCCCCAAAUGCAGCGCAGGCUGGAAGAACGAGCGGGAACCAACUAAUCACGGCCAUGGACGUUGACUCAGAUGUGCCGGCAGACCUCACUCAAAGCGCGCCAGACAAAUCGAUGUUCAAGCUCACGUUACAAGACAAAUCGGGCGCCAUGUAUUUCGCCAUCAAUUUAUCGCCUCUGAACUUUCUUAAAAACGACGGUAAUUCUUGUAUACUGGGCUCAAAAGCAGUUAUCCUCCCCGGUGCUGUCUUCAAUCGCGGGGCAUUUCUCUUACGCGACAAUAAUGUCGUAUUCAUGGGCGGAAUAAUCAAGCAGUGGAACGAUGGUCGCGACUACAAGCUAGUUGAGUACCUGGAGUCAGAACUUCAGUCGCAAGGCCUUUCGGCGCAGUCCCGAAAGCGAAAGACCCCGGCAAGUUAA